Messenger RNA from Carassius gibelio (silver crucian carp), 910 nucleotides. Its product is annotated as ras-related protein ORAB-1-like. The transcript has 6 exons. The record is from RefSeq and is a predicted model, not a curated record. Gene Ontology annotation, molecular function: GTP binding; GTPase activity. Lineage: Eukaryota; Metazoa; Chordata; Actinopteri; Cypriniformes; Cyprinidae. The coding region runs from base 1 to 633 and encodes 210 amino acids.
AUGAAUCCUGAGUAUGACUACCUGUUCAAGUUGCUGCUGAUUGGUGACUCUGGUGUUGGAAAGUCAUGUUUACUUCUACGGUUUGCUGAUGACACUUAUACAGAGAGCUACAUCAGCACUAUUGGAGUAGAUUUUAAAAUCAGAACUAUCGAAAUGGAGGGGAAGACUGUUAAACUGCAGAUUUGGGAUACCGCAGGGCAAGAACGAUUUCGAACAAUAACAUCCAGCUAUUAUCGAGGGGCACAUGGCAUUAUAAUUGUAUAUGAUGUCACCGAGCAGGAGUCUUUCAACAAUGUGAAGCAAUGGUUAGAAGAAAUUGAUCGCUACGCAUGUGAAAAUGUCUCCAAGUUGCUAGUGGGUAAUAAGUGUGAUCUUGCCUCAAAAAAGGUGGUAGACUUUACCACAGCAAAGGAAUUUGCUGAGUCACUCAAAAUCCGAUUCCUGGAGACAAGUGCCAAGAACGCAAACAACGUAGAGAAGGCAUUUUUAACAAUGGCCUCUGAAAUCAAGAAGAGGAUCGGGACAGACAGCGUUAGGAGUGAAACUGUUAAAAUCGGUUCCAAAAUAAACAGUGCCCCAUUAUGGCCUGGUGGAGAGAAGUCAGUAGCUGAGGAGGUCAGCUCUUGUUGUUAGUGUUCGGUAGCUUUUAAAUUCAGGAUAAUAUCAAUCAUUAUUUUUGUUCAUCAUUUUAUGUGUUUUUCCUUUAACAACUUCUUCAUUCUAAAUGUAAAAAAGUAAUUGCCUCUUUGUUUCCAUGUUCUAAUAAGCUAACGAAGAUGGUUCAUGCCUUUGGAAAUGUUUCUGUAAAUCAUUUUCUGAUCAAGCAUACAUUAUUCUACAUUGAGUGCUCUUUCUCUAAAAAACAACAACACACAACCAUUCAAAAGUUAGAGGUUGUUAAAAAUUUUUU